AUGGAUUUGAUGACGCAAAUUCUGAAUAACAUCUAUCUAUCUAUCUAUCUAUCUAUCUAUCUAUCUAUCUAUCUGUCCGAGUCUUUCCUAUCUGUCUAUCCUAAUCUAUCUAUCUAUCUAUCUAUCUAUCUAUCUAUCUAUCUAUCUAUCUAUCUAUCUGUAUGUUCGCGUCUAUCUUUACCACUCUCUCUAUAUGUAUCUAUCUGUAUAACUAUCUAUACCUCAUUCUUUAUACAUAUGUAUCUAUCUGUAUAUUUUUUCAUAUCUAUCUAUCUAUCUAUCUAUCUAUCUAUCUAUCUAUCUAUCUAUCUAUCUAUCUAUCUUUUAUAUCUAUCUAUACCUCAUUUUAUCUCUCUCUCUCUCUCUCUCUCUCUCUCUCUCUCUCUCUCUAUCUAUCUAUCUAUCUAUUUGAACUUUCUACUAAUCACACAUUAUUGUUUCCCUCAAUUCCUUUUCUGUCCUUCUCUCAUUUUCAUAUCUCAUAAUGCUCCCUCUCAUUCUCUCUCUAUCAUUUCUCUUCUAAUUCUAUAUUCACUGACGUUCUUUCUUUCUUUCUUUCUUUCUUUCUUUCUUGCUUGCUUCUUUUUCCAGAUUAUUUUUCUUUCUUAUUUCAUUCUCCAUCUUUCUUUCUUUCUUUCUUUCUUUCUUUCUUUCUUUCUUUCUUUCUUUCUUUCUUGCUUCUUUUUCCAGAUUAUUUUUCUUUCUUUCUUGAUUAUUUUCCCAGAUUUUUUCUUUCUUCUUUCCUUCUCCAUCUUUCUUUCUUUCUUUCUUUCUUUCUUUCUUUCUUUCUUUUCUUUCUUUCUUUCUUUCUUGCUUCUUUUUCCAGAUUAUUUUUCUUUCUUUCUUGAUUAUUUUCCCAGAUUUUUUCUUUCUUCUUUCCUUCUCCAUCUUUCUUUCUUUCUUUCUUUCUUUCUUUCUUUCUUUCUUUCUUACUGCCUCCCAUUCAGUCAUUUCAAAGGCUUCCCGUAUUUUCUUUCUUUCUUUCUUUCUUUCUUUCUUUCUUUCUUUAGCACAACCCUGUAA
Messenger RNA from Acanthosepion pharaonis, 1023 nucleotides. The record is from the annotation of a GenBank genome assembly. NCBI's taxonomy places the organism in Eukaryota, Metazoa, Mollusca, Cephalopoda, Sepiida, Sepiidae.